This is a messenger RNA of Caenorhabditis angaria, 658 nucleotides long. The record is from the annotation of a GenBank genome assembly. NCBI's taxonomy places the organism in Eukaryota, Metazoa, Nematoda, Chromadorea, Rhabditida, Rhabditidae.
AUGUCUGGUUAUAUUUCUGCUUUUCAACCUGUCACUUAUACUUUGGAUAAUGGAAUUUAUUCGACGAUUUUGGCGAGUGGCGCAGUUGCACCAACAACUUCAAAAACCAAAAAUGAAAUAAUCGGUGAGUAAAGAAUCAUGAAAGCUUAUUGAUAUCGAAAAUUAAAGUUCUAAUACGCCACAUCAUAAUUCUCGUCUCGUUUCAAAUUUCGAUUUUUCCUAGAUUCCUCAAUCGCCCCACCAUCAAAGAAAAAGAAGAAAUUUGUCGACCCAUUUGAUCCUGAAGCUACAGUACCCCUUCCAUUUCAACUUGAUGAUCAAUUCGGACCAUAUAGUUCAUCAGUUUGGAAAAGAAAUGAAAGAGAAAGAUCGAGAGUUCGAUGUGUUAAUGAAGGAUAUGAUAAUUUGAGAAUACAUUUACCAUUGCAUGAUGGGUAAGGGAAUUCAUUAUUUUUCAAAAAACUAGACUCAAUUUUUCAGUGAGAAGCGAAUCUCGAAAGUUGACACUCUUCGCCUCGCAAUUCGUUAUAUAACACAUCUCGAGCAAUUAUUGAAAAACAGUCUUCAUCAAUAUAAUUGCACAUGUUUUGCUGGAUUUCAAGAAGAAUCUGAAGGAAAUAUUCAACUCAAUUUUCAAACUAUUUUCAAUCGUCAAUAA